GUGGUGUCGAGGACAGCACCCCACGAUGGCGGACAUCGCGGUGAACAAACAGGUGCUCUCCGAAGGCGCUGGAGAGGACUAUGAGCGUCCUCCGGUGCACGAUCAAGUGACCAUUGUCAUGAGCUGCACAACUGCGAAUGACGACGAGAAGGACGUCGCACUGCGGUACGCCAAGGGGGAUCUGUCCACGUCUGCAGCGUCGCUUGAUCCCUUGAAGCGCGUUGAGCGGGCAGGCGAAAUCAAGACGAUUGGCAACGAUUUCUUCAAGCAGGGCAACAUGGAGGCUGCCCUCACCUGCUACUCAGACUGCCUCACCCUCCUCGCCGAGGACUUUCGGUUUGCUCCAGAGAUCAAGGCGCAGUCGCGGGCCCUCAAGAUCCCCAUCUGCCUGAACAUUGCCGCGUGCCAGCUGCGCCAGCGCAAGUUCCGGGAUGUUGUUGGGAUAUGCACAGAGCUGCUGCAGCAGGACGCCACGCUCGUCAAGGCAUACUUCCGCCGCGCAAAGGCGCACCAGGCCCUCGGCGACUUUGACGAUGCGUUGCAGGACUACGAGGCCGCACUGCACAACUCCGACGAAUCAAGCGAAGGGCUGCGCGCGUCGUUUGUGAGCGCGAUUGAGCGGGUGAAGCAGGCAAAGGCGGACCAGGACAAGCAGGAUAAGAAGGUGUAUGAACGCAUGUUCAAGGAGACAAAGUAAACGAGCAGUGGCUGGAGUACGGUCAACG
Molecule: messenger RNA, 725 nt
Organism: Salpingoeca rosetta
Lineage: Eukaryota; Choanoflagellata; Craspedida; Salpingoecidae
Exons: 7
Coding region: 26-697 (223 amino acids)
Molecular function (GO): protein binding
Source: RefSeq, a predicted model, not a curated record